CAUAUCACCCUCUUCGGACCAUUUGGAGAUGAAAAUUCCGAGUGCGUUCUUGGCUGUUUGACUUCGGGACGGUAGCGGAUGAGCGAGGAGAAAAAUCCGCAACGAUUCUGGACUUAUUGUCUAAAUUUCUGAAAACAAAAUCUGCUUCUUUGCGCACUGCUGCAUCCAAACAGAUCAACAUGAUGACCAAACACUUUGGGAAAAGUGGGAAUAUGAGUGAGCUGGUGAGCUCCCUCAGCUGGCUUGAGGAGGACGGCAGCUCCCAGGAUGGAGAUGAAAGUCCCGAGAUGAGGAGCCGCCACCAUGGCCUGGCUCUGGGGGGUCGUAAUCACUCCUGUGGAGAACUGGGCAGUGAGGACAUAGAGGAAGGAGAGGAGGAAGAGGAGGAGGAGGAUGACGAAGAGGAACUUGGACCUAAUGGAGAAAAUGAACCCAAAAGAAGAGGCCCCAAGAAGAAGAAGAUGACCAAAGCUAGGCAGGAGAGGUUUCGCGCCCGAAGGGUCAAAGCCAACGCCAGGGAGCGUUCUCGGAUGCACGGACUGAACAAUGCUCUGGAUAACCUGCGCAGAGUGAUGCCCUGCUACUCCAAAACUCAGAAACUAUCAAAGAUUGAGACCCUACGGCUGGCACGCAACUACAUCUGGGCUCUAUCUGAGGUGCUCGAGAGUGGUCAGUCCACAGAAAGUCAUGGGUUUGUGGAGAUGCUGUGUAAAGGUCUGUCUCAACCGACCAGUAAUCUUGUGGCUGGAUGCCUGCAGCUGGGGCCCACACCUCUGAUUAUCAACAAGCUUGAGGACAAGUGUGGAGGUCAGGGAGCAGGCGACGCUGUGGCUGGACAUCCACUCAGCUACCCGUCCCCAGGACUUCCCAGCCCACCAUAUGGCUCCCUGGAAGCAUCACACCUCCUUCACAUGAAGGGAUUCAAAGCGCCUUUAUAUGACAAUUCCUCCCCUAACGAGGGCAGCAGUGGCACCCCUCCGUACGACGGGCCUCUUACUCCCCCUCUCAGCAUCAGCAGUAACUUUGCCUUAAAGCAGGAGCCAUCCCCACACGAAUCAGAAAGGAACUACACACCCCACCCUGGCCACCAUGCCCACUACCUCUCAGUCCACCACUUCCCCACUUCCACGGCAGGCAGCCUACCAGGGGGGGCUCAGGCCCACCCAAUCUUUCAGGCUUCUCGUUUUGAGCUCCCCCUUGAUGUGGCCUUUGAGUCAUUCACUCCCUCUCACCUGAUCAGCUCUCAGAUGGGCACCAUCUAAGAUCUAGUAAAACCAGUGAGUGACUGGUCAGAAACUGUCCUCAGCAGUGGACCUGCCACUCUACAAACUGUUGCUGAACUAUGUAACGAAAGCGGUUUAUGCUGAGCACUCUAGGGUCAGAGAGGAAGAGACUGUUCACCUCAACUCAGUCUACCUGAUGCAAACAUGCACCCAUGUUUAAUCUUUUAUUUAUUAUCUUAUUGUUUGAUGAUACAUUGGUGUUUGGACUCUUAAUUAUUUCUUAACAUUUUCCCUGCAGUUGUGAAGGAGUCAAACUUACCAAAACCUCAUAUCUUUGCUCAUGUGGAAGUAAAACACAACUAGAGCUUAUCUUUGAACUCAAGAGCUCUGAAAAUAAAUUGAUCCAAAAUUCAUCCAGCUUAAACUGUGCACUUAGGUCUACAGUUCGGAUUUUUAAGAAAUCAGCUAUUUAUAUAUGUAUUUAAUAUUUAUUUUGACAAUGUUUUGUCCUCUUUUUUAUAUUUUUCUCUGCACAGUUUAUGUGUUGACGUUUUCUUGGUUUGUUGCCAUCCACUGGUAGCUGUACUGUACUUAAGCUAUUUAUUUUCAGGUCUUUCAGGUACUUGUUCAUUUUUGUGUUGCCAUUUUUGUCACAUGUACUGUUAAUAUUUUGCUGUUUCGCACUUAUUGAAAUAAAUAUUCUUAUAUUAUAUGCUAUUUCCAUAGUAA
Messenger RNA from Fundulus heteroclitus (mummichog), 1952 nucleotides. Its product is annotated as neuronal differentiation 4. NCBI's taxonomy places the organism in Eukaryota, Metazoa, Chordata, Actinopteri, Cyprinodontiformes, Fundulidae. The record is from RefSeq and is a predicted model, not a curated record. Gene Ontology annotation, molecular function: protein dimerization activity. The transcript has 2 exons. Bases 180 to 1262 code for a protein of 360 amino acids.